ACUUCCUCACUUCCUGUGCGCCAUGUUUCCUAUCAAUAGUUGGAUGAUGCUCUUCAACAGAACAAACAAAAGAAAUGGUUGAUUAAAAAUAGAGGAAAUUCUGCCAUUAUUGGUAUUAGAGGCGAAGAAAACGAUUUGAUAAAUGCAUGCCGAGUAUUUCAUGGUAUAUUUUUCAUAGCCGUGUGGUGCGCGCGCCUAAGCUCUUCUCCACUCGGAUUGGUGAAAACAGACUCACGAGCACGCACUCUGUCGAGAGCUGUCUCUUCGACUGCCAGGUCGUGUAAGGGAAAAGAUGUACCAACUACCUGUGGAGAAACUGGACAAAAUCAGACAAUCAAGGAAGAGAGUCAAAGAUAUUCUAUGUGACAUUGGACUUGACAACUGCAAAAAGUUGUUGGAUGAUCUUAAAUGCUUUGAUGCAGGAGACGACUGUUUUGAGAACACAGACUGGGAGGAUUUAACGGACGGUUACCAUGGCAAAAGGAGAAAAAGGUGGCCAUAUCGCAGAGAGAUGCUAUGCUGUGCCCUGUGCUGGUUCUCUACCCGGUCAUGGUACACCUUCAGAGGACACGUCCAGCGCUGUCACGAGGAGGAGGAGGACAUCAGCGCCCUGUCCUCCUGCCCCAACUGUUCCUUCAUCAGCCAGCCUGAUGUCACCAAUCAACACAUCAAGCUGUUCCACGGGGGCUCAGCCAAAACCACCAGUGCCUCAUGUACUUUAACCUCCACCACGUCCCAUACUACCAUCCAUUCAGUCUCCACCACUGACGUAGGAGACAAAUACUCGUGUCGAGGCUGUGGGUUCCACGACUCGCUGUUCUAUGUCAUGAGAAAACACGUCCUGGUGAACCACUACGGGUCGUUGUUGAACCGUUACUAUGGUCACCGGAACGAAGCGGAACAGACAGCGGGCGGGGUCAAAUUGUCCACGUUCUUCUGCAGGAUGUGUAACAUGCCGGCGGAGACGUCGGAGCACCUGCUCUACCACAUUCUGAGCUCAGACAAACACAAGGAACUGCACGAGCACAUCAGGCCCUUCAUCGUCGAACAUGUCAACACGAACCUCAAAACUAGCAUAAGGAACGGCCCGCAGCAGAAGCUUCCGAACCUGGCUCCCAGGGCUGUCCAAAAAGUAGUCUCUCUGGUCUCCAAGAACAGUAACCAACAGCAACCCAACGGAAGGUCCAUGUCAAAAAACCCUUCCACCGGUACUAUGCUUCUGGCUGCUCCAAGUAACACAACGGCCCUUGUGUGUGGUCCAAACCAGAGGCACAUGUUCCUCGCCACACAGGGCCCAGGAGGAAACGGCUUAGUACUCACUCAGCGGGCAGUUACUUCUCUUCAGAACCGUGCUGCCUUGCCCACCUCCACACUCGUCAAAGCUGGUCCCAUCAGAAUGAUGCUGCCCAACACCCAGCAGAAUGCCACCAAACCGUUACCAAUAACAAUUAGAGUUCCCCAACAACAACAACAACCCCGACAGGUCCUACUUCCACCUGGUGUCCAAAUCAAUGUCCACAACAAGAUGGGUGGUGGUUCCCAGCCCUUUAUGUUGACCCAGUCUGGUCCCAGAGGAGCCGUCAUGUCCUCCCAGUCUGUCCGUCUGGUCCCUACUGGCAACAAGGUAAACGGCAUGCCAACCUACACACUGGAAACUGUUCAGGUUGCCAUGCCAGUCCAGUCUGCUGGGGUCACCCAAAUUGUCAAUAAAGGUGUGCUUGUGACGCAGAACAUGACCACUCUACAACAGCAGAACAAGCCGUCGACUAUAAUCGUCAUGGGAAACGGUACGGUGUCCAAUCAAGCGCCUAGCACGGCCGUGAUGAACCUGACACAAGGUGACAACGGCACUGAGAAACCCAAAGAGUUGGCUGUGCAGACACAAUUUCUGAAGAAGAUGGAGAAUAACACAGUGAAAUGCACAAGAUGUAAAACGUUAUUGUCGGAGAAGGGUAUUUUUCAGCAUUUGUUGCAUGGUCUGCAGUGUUUACUCUGCCCAUUGGUGUUCUAUUCCAUCCAGCAAGUCAUGGUACACAUGGGUAAGGAACACAAGCUCUCAGACAAAGCCAACUGUGACGUCCUCAAAGAGAAAUAUCGUCUGGGAAUCAAUCCCCAGGGGGGCCUUUUGUUUCCCUUUUUUGACAUGAGCGCAACUGUCCCUAAAGACCUGCUUGCAGACAAGGAGCUAAACGUGGUUCUGGUCACAUCGACUAAAGACCGGAUCUAUCUGAAGCUGAGACGAGAGUCCAUCAAGUCAGCAUAUCAAAACCUAGCAAAAGACGGUUGUCCCUUCUGUCCAGAGAAGCCUCAGAACGGGGAUGAUUACGAGCUCCAUCUGAAGACAAAGCAUCACAUUGUACCCACUAUACAUGCCAUACUGAAGGCCCCAGCCUUCAAGUGUGUAUACUGCCUGGGGGUGUACACAGACAAGUCCACUUCCAAAACCAUCUCCAUACACGUCCAGCGCUGUAGGUGUGCCCCCAAGGCAGCCAAGGAUGCAGAGAGAUUGAUCAACCCUGAUCCAAAUGCCCAGACAAUCAACGGUGGCGUGCCGGCCGCUACCCUGGAUCAGAGCAGACCGAGUAGGUCUAGGGAAGCGACAGGGGGGGCCACCAAGCAGCAGGUGGGGCACAAAUCCAAACCUGGUGCUUUUACAUUUGACCCCACUGUGUCCCUGGUGCUGGAUCCCACAGGAAUGGAGAUGCUUCCCUUCCAGGAUAGAAAGGAGUUCCUCACUAGAUACUUCCACCAGAGGCCCUACCUGUCUAGGAAAGAGAUGGAGGCCCUGGCGGGCCGUCUGUGGUUCCAGAGGACUGAUGUGGCGUCUCUGUUUGGGGCGAAGCGCAGCCGGUGUAUGAAAGCACUCCGACAGAAGAAGACUAAGGUUCUGAUGGGGUUUAACUGGACUGAGCUGAGCAAGCUGAAGCACGACCUUGUUGUUCCAGAGAUUGAACCUGAAAAGAAAGCUGAGCCAGGGAACGUAAAUGUCUAACUUACUGUAUGCACAGUCAUUCUGCAGACGGAAUGCAUUUAAAGUGAGUCAGUGUGCAAAAAAAACAAACAAACAAGGAAAUAUAUUAACCAAAUUGCAAGCUGUGUUUAUCUAGAAGAUAUAUUUUGGAUGUAUAGAAAGAAACGGUGAUAACCCUUGUCAUUAUUUUCUUAUUAUGAAAAAGGGAAUUUUAAAGGAAAUGAUGUCAUCGAGACAACAUUUAAAGAGUCAUGAGAAUUAGAUGUCCCUUUUUGAAGUCAUGGGGAGAAAAAAAAGUCUAACUAGUAUUUUGUCAAUUAACACUUGAGUUUAUACAUGUACCCAUUUUGACAAACAAAAAAAAAAGACAGUGUGGACCAAUUUGUUUUUGUACAAUUGUAAAGAGUGUUUAGUAGAAUUGAAACGUGUGUAGAUAUUUUAUACGAUCUGUUAAUAUACCCAAGAACUUGUGGACACAUACAAUGUUUAUUUGGAAUCUCAUGUCAUUGAUAAACUAUAUGUACAGUAUAACUUCACAGCCUGGGCAGCUUGUAAACACGCACUAUUUGGCUCAAAAACUAAAGCAGUUUAUUAGCCUAAUAUGCUGUAGUAUAUAAUAUUCAAGAUGCAUAGUACAAGUGCCUCUCGGUUCUCCUAUAGAAGUUUUCACGGUGUGCUAAAUUAAAGGAUGUGUGUUUUUUCUUAUUUUCUAGAAAUGACCUCGUUGAUCUGUGUUUUUGUUUUGCACAUAAAUUACCAUAUUUGUAUAAAU
Molecule: messenger RNA, 3743 nt
Organism: Oncorhynchus kisutch (coho salmon)
Lineage: Eukaryota; Metazoa; Chordata; Actinopteri; Salmoniformes; Salmonidae
Product: activity-dependent neuroprotector homeobox protein 2-like
Exons: 4
Coding region: 293-2992 (899 amino acids)
Biological process (GO): regulation of gene expression
Cellular component (GO): nucleus
Molecular function (GO): DNA binding
Source: RefSeq, a predicted model, not a curated record